Gracilinanus agilis (Agile Gracile Mouse Opossum) is the source of this 2140-nucleotide messenger RNA. RefSeq names its product ecdysoneless cell cycle regulator (gene ECD). Bases 160 to 2094 code for a protein of 644 amino acids. Lineage: Eukaryota; Metazoa; Chordata; Mammalia; Didelphimorphia; Didelphidae. The transcript has 14 exons. Gene Ontology annotation, cellular component: nucleus. The record is from RefSeq and is a predicted model, not a curated record.
CGGCGGCGGAGGUGGCGGCGGCGGCGACCCCGCUCCUCCUCUCGUCUUCUCUCCCCUCCUAACAUCUCCCCGGCUGGCCUUGCGGGGCGGCGUGGGGCCGGCGGGCCCCGAACAUCUCGCCAGCCGGCGGCUGCCUUAGCUGGUUUUUCAAGAACAAGAAUGGAGGGGAACAUGAAGCUGGCAAUGAUGGAAGAUGCAGUGGAGUAUCAUCUGUUUUUGUUACCAGAAGAACCAAAAGAUCCAGAAAAGCGCAAAGAGCUCCUUCAGAAGUAUAUUGCAUCAAUAACGACUGAGUAUGCAUCUCUACUGGUCUCCUAUAUAUGGCAAAAUCAACCUUUUAAUCUCAGAUACACACCUGGUAAAGGUAACAUUCCUGCUCAUAUUGUUGGUGUAACUAAAUUUGGGGACAACAUUGAGGAUGAGUGGUUUAUUGUUUACCUUAUAAAGCAGAUUACAAAGAAGUUUCCAGAAUUAGUAGCAAGGAUUGAAGACAACGAUGGUGAGUUCUUGCUAAUAGAAGCUGCUGAAUUCCUCCCUAAAUGGUUGGAUCCUGAUAAUAGCACCAACAGAGUGUUUUUUCACUGUGGAGAGCUGUGCAUUAUUCCAGCACCACGGAAAUCUGAGGAAAUAUCCUGGUUACCUGCAUCACCUCCCACAAUUAGUCAAGCACUAGAGAUUAUUGCCAAGCACUCAGAAAAAAUCCUUGCCUCAGAAUCUAUCCAAGCAGCAGUGAACAAACGAAUCAAAGGGUACCCGGAAAAACUCCAAACGUCCCUUCAUCGAGCUCACUGCUUCCUUCCAGCUGCUGCGGCAGCAAUUUUGAAGCAGCAUCCUCGGUUGGUAGCUGCAGCUGUCCAGGCUUUUUAUUUACGGGAUCCUAUUGACCUGCGAGCCUGCCGAACUUUCAAAAUAUUCUUGCCAGAAACACGUGUAAUGACUACGGUCACAUUCACAAAGUGUUUGUAUGCACAGUUGGUACAACAGAAGUUUGUGCCAGACCGCCGAAGUGGGUACAGUCUGCCUUCUCCAUCCCACCCCCAGUACCGAGCACAUGAACUGGGCAUGAAACUGGCUCAUGGCUUUGAGAUUUUGUGUGCUAAAUCCAACUCACUUCCUGACUUCAAGAAGUCUCUAAUGACUACCACCUCUCUUUGGAAUGGCUUUCUUGACAGUCUGAAAGCAAAUGGCUUUUUUGAGGGAGAAAUAGAAAGCUCUGCCAAGUACGUGCAGAAACUACACAUGGCAAAGAACUACUUUGAGCAUUCUGUGAAUAGGCCAGAAAGCCUUCUUGACGUAAGCCCAGGGGAAGAAAUCUUAACCUUAUUACAAACAUUGCCCUUUGACCAGGAGGAGCUGAAGAAAGAAGAAGCUAAUCUCUGCAGUGAGGAUGAUGAUCGCUGGCUGUAUAUCUCUCCAGAUCAGCUGGACCAGGUUCUGCAGGAAGCAACUGGUAAAGACAAACCAGCGGUCACUCCCAAAGGAGAGGAGCCAAAUUUUGACUUAAACAAAGUCGCAGACAGCAUGAAAUCAUUUGUGUCCAAAGUCUCAUCCCACAAAGGAGCAGAACUGCCUCGGGAGCCUUCUGAGGCGCCUAUCACCUUUGAUGCAGAGUCUUUCCUCAAUUACUUUGACAAGGUUUUGGGUUCUGAUGAAUCAGACUCUGAUGACUUCUAUGAUGAUCUGGAUGAGGAGGACUCUGUAUACCUAAACGGUGAUGGUGACUUGGACCUUGGAACCCAGCGUCCUGAGGGAAAGGCCUUUGCAAGAGAAACUCUAGAAACUAUCAAGUCAUACAUGGCACAGAUGGACCAGGAGCUAGCACAAACUAGCAUUGGAAAAAGCUUCACCAACUGGAAACGCAAUGAAAACUUGCCAAAGGAACUGUCUGAAACUCUUGACAUUGACUCAGAUGAUGAUGAAGCUACAGCAGAUGGCCAUGUUCUGGACCCUUUGGACUUGGAUGUGAACUUGGUUACAAAUGUCUUGGAAUCUUACCAUUCCCAAGAUGGACUGGCAGGACCAGCUUCUAACCUUUUACAGAGCAUGGGUGUGCAGCUCCCUGAUGACAUAGAUCACAGACAUACCAGCCAGUAACUGCAAGAUUAAUCUGAUAGCCAAUAAAGAGUCAGUCUGAUGUGCA